GCGACCACAGCGUAGAGGUGCGCGUGGCUGGCAUGCUGGUGCCCGGCUCGCCGUUCCUCGUCAAGGCAUACGACGCCAACAAAGUCAGGGUCACCGAAGUCGCCAGCGGCAUCGUCGCCAAGCCUGUGUAUUUCUCCAUUGACGCCUCUCAGGCUGGGGCGGGAAACCUGGAGAUUAUUGUGUCAGUGAAUGGGCGCAAUGUUCCCAACUACGUGCAGUCUGAGGGCCACGCCAGGUUCAGAGUCAACUUCAAGCCCAAAGAAGCUGCGGUCCAUACGCUCUCCGUCAAGUUCAAUGGCGAGCCGGUUCCAGGGUCGCCGUUCAAGUGUCGCGUGAGCGACAGCAGCCAGGUGGUCAUUUCGGGCGCAGGACUCAAGAUGUCGUCCCUCGCUCGCACCGCCGUGUUCACCAUCGAUCCUCGCAGCGCCGAAGUUACCGACUGCAUUGUUCAAGUAACGUCUCCGUCCGGCUCUCGGGUACCAGUGCAGAUAACAGGUGAGCUUCCCAACAAGGUGACUGCAGAGUUUCAACCGGGCGAGGUCGGUCCCCACACCAUCAACGUCCUUAUGGACGGAGAGAGCGUUGGUGGCUCGCCGUUUACCUGUAAUAUAUACGAUGUAACUAAAGUCCAGGUUACUGGUCUUGACCACACCAAGGUGAACCGCCCUGUGACCUUCACCGUGGACGCGUCUCAGGCGGGAGAAGGCACGCUGGAGCUCGUGGUGACCACCGCCAAGGCCUCCGUCAGGGCGGAGGUCGCGGCGAGAUCUCGAGGUCUCUACGAUGUCACUUUUACGCCGCACGAGCCCAUUCCGCACUUCGUGAACAUCACCUUCAACGAGGAAGAUGUCUUAGGAUCGCCCUUCAAGUGUGACGUGAGAGAGCUGGAGCCCCGGGAGGUGCGCCACCUGCAGCGCAAGGAGAGCCAGAUGGUUACAGCCAAAGGAGAUGGCCUGAAGCAGGUUGUGACUGGAAACGCUGCCUCAUUCACGGUGGACACGAAAGGCCUGGACGGCGAGCUGGAUAUCCGCGUCACGGGCCCUGAUGGGGGCCAGAUUCCCGCUAGACUCAUUAAACUGCGGAGUGGCUUGCAUAGGGCAGAGUAUCGAGCUGAAAAGGUUGGAUCAUAUAGUGUGGCGAUCCUACAUAAAGGCUCCCCUAUCAGUGGGACGCCGUACAUAGUUGAAGCUGCCGACCCUAGGAAGGUAUCCAUCCAGCCAGCGGGAGAUUGUUUUUCCUCUCAUGAGUGUGCUCUCAAAGUUGAUGCCUCAGGUGCUGGUCGUGGUUCACUGUCAGUUGGCGUGAGAGCAGCAGGUCAGGAUGUCAAGCAUUCCAUUAGAGAUUUGGGAGGCGGUUUGUAUCAGGUGCUCUUCUACCCCAGGGCUCCCAUCCCCCACAAAGUUGACAUACGAUACAAUGGAGUCCCUGUACAAGGUGGGCCAUUUGAAAUACCUGUGCGUAACCCAGCCACAGGGCAUGCAGUUACAGCUACUGGCCUUGGUCUUCAUCAAGCCCGGGUGAAUAAACCAACCUCCUUUGUGAUUGAGACCCUGAGUCUUCCAUCUAAGGAUUUUGAUGUACUGAUUUCGGGCCCUGAGGAUUGGGCAGUACCUGUUAAAUGCUACCAGCAAAAGGACGGCAAUCUUUUGGCAGAAUACACGCCUCACACUCCUGGCAACUAUAAGAUAGAGGUCAUGUGUGCUACCAAGCAUGUCAAAGGCUCACCAUUCCAGUGCACAGCAUAUGAUGCUUCUAAGGUUGUCCUGGAUCAUAACAAGACUCUCGUGGCUGUUGGAGAACCUUAUGCAUUUAAGUUGGAUAAGUCUGAGGCAGGAGACGCAGAUCUAGAAGUCCAGGUAGAAUCUCCAUCUGGAGUGAUGACACCCUUGGAAGUGAAGACUGGGCCUUCAGGUGAUAUGGUGGAGUGGACCCCAGAGGCUCCUGGACAGUAUAGAAUUACUAUAUUCUAUGGAGGAGAUGAGGUGCCAGGUUCACCCAUGAUCUUAGAUGUUGGUGAGUCAGGACUAGCAACUGUAAAAGGCUCAGGCUUAGAUGGUGGAGCAGUGGACACGCCUCUCUCCUUUUCGGUAGAUGGUCGCGGAUUGUUGGGUGAACCUUAUGUUACUGUUGAUGGCCCUGAUAGUGUGGCAAGGGUUAGUGUCCGGAAACAAGAAGAAGGGCUUUACCAGGUAACAUAUGUCCCUCAUGAGGUUGGCAUCUUUGAUGUCCGGGUACAGUGGAACAAACGGGAUGUGGCAGGAAGCCCUUUCCAUCCCAAGAUUGUCAACCCAGCACGAGUGCGUUUGAUCGGUGGGUGGUCAAGCCUUCAGGACAGUGAGGGGCGGCUUGAGUUGACUCCACGUGAGGAAAAACGCCUGGCCUUUGAUAUUAGUGAAGCUGGACCUGGGAAACUGCGAUCUGAAGUUACUUACGAGGGUAGAAAUGUUGACUGCAAUAUAGACCAGAAUGGAUCACGUUCACGACUGAUGUUCACUCCUCCUGGUGAAGGUUCAUAUGAGAUACGCUUGUGGUAUUCUGAUCUUCCUUUGCCUGACAUGCCAGUAUUUGGGUGGGCAGAGCCAGUAUCCACUGGAGACCAUACAAGGGUAACACUUCAAGGACAUGGCCUCACAACUGCCCGUUGUGGAGACCAGUCAGAGUUUAUCAUUGAUGGCUCUUCAGCUGGACCUGGAGCUCCAGAUGUUACAAUGAGUGGUACCAAGGCUGACAUCUCUGUUUCCCUCACUCACCAAGGCGGAGGUAUCUGGAGAGCAAUUUACACACCUAUGGUUCCUGGUGCUUAUCUCCUAAAUGUCAUGUGGUCAGAUCGCCAGGUAAGGGGCUGCCCUCUGAAAGUUAAUGUGGAAAGAGUGGCAGAUGCCUCAAGAGUAAUUUGUUCUGGAGAGGGCCUUAGGCACGGCAUGGUUGGGAACGACAUCAAGUCCUUCAUAGACACAAGACGGGCGGGACCUGGUGAGCUCACUGUCACCUGCAGCGGUCCAUCUAAGGUUGCUUUGUGUGACUUGGAUGACCAUGGAGAUGGUACCUUUACACUCAACAUUAGGCCACAGGAGUCUGGACGCCAUGCUCUGAACGUGAAAUAUGAAGGAGACCAUGUUCCUGGGUCCCCCUAUACACUCAAGGUUGCUGGAGCCCCUGAUCCAUCCAAGGUGCGCGUGUAUGGACCGGGAAUUGAGCACGGUGUGUUGGCCUCUUACCAGAGCCGCUUCAUUUGUGAUACCCGCGGUGCUGGAGCUGGUCAGCUCACAGUUAGGAUCAGAGGACCUAAAGGUGCUUUCCGUGUGGAGAUGCAGCGUGAGUCACAGAAAGACCGAACCAUUUUGUGCAAGUACGACCCAACAGAGCCUGGUGACUACCGCAUGGAGGUCAAGUGGUCUGGAGAACAUGUCCCUGGAAGCCCAUUUGUUGUUAUGAUCUUUGAUACACAAGAUGAGCUCAACAGAUACAUGGCUGGUGGAUACUCACCAACUGGAAUGGGACGAGCUCCUAGCGAAUACUAUGGUAGUAUUGGUUAUGGAACAACCUAUGGCGCUGUCAGCUUCGGUCAGAUGUCAUGGCGAGGCUCGCAGGCACAGCUGUGAGGCAGGCCAAGGUCCCCACUUGGCAUCCCCCAUAUCCCUCAUGCCACUUCCUUCACCUGUUUCAAUCCUGACUCUCCUCUUCUAGUGCCCUCCCAUGUCUUGACCAGUCCCCAUGAUCACUCCUACUCUACACCUCAGCAGGUUAAGACCAUGUCCAAGGUCUGCCAUAGAAGUAGAAACAUGUUUGAGCCCAUGCAUUGCAAGGCUCCCAUGAGACUUCCAACAGGCUACUUAUCAUCCAGGCCUUGGUCUCCAGGUUCUCGUCCUAGUGUUUUCACUUUAGCUCCUAACCUUUCCUUGAACAAGAGAUCGCCACCCUGGCAUUUGAUCCCCAUGAAAGGCUCUGCAUAUUACGUCUCUACCAACUUAGCUAGCACUAAGACAUCUUGAAAUGCCAGUAGGGGAAGAUGCUCAUGGCUCCCUCUGUAGGACCAACGCUUAGAGUCAGCUCAGUUCAUGGGAAAUGAACUCUGGGUGACAACAGUGGGGCCUACCCUAACCUUUGUUACCAGCACUGUUAUGAGGUAUACAGAGUGCACAAACUGCUCAUCCAUUUAUGAAAUUUUGUUGAUUUAUUUUAUUCUCUCUUAUUCCCAUGAAUCAUGUAUGAUCAAAACUAUUUCAUACAUUUUUAUUUGCUUGUAUAUGUAUUUUCUUUCUUAGCAUGAAAUUGUCACGCUAUUUGUUACAUUUUAUCCCAGUUGUUAAAAGUAAGACAUUUCAGUUGUCAUGAUGUUACAUUCUGCUCGAAUAGGUUAGGAAUGGAUCAUAGGUCACUAUAGAUUAUGCUGUUGUCAUAUUAAUAUACUUUAUAGAAAUAUAAUGAAUCCUUUUUAAUUAUUUGUAAAUGAUUUAUUAAUAAAUUAUACUAAUGAAA
Molecule: messenger RNA, 4479 nt
Organism: Penaeus chinensis
Lineage: Eukaryota; Metazoa; Arthropoda; Malacostraca; Decapoda; Penaeidae
Product: filamin-A-like
Biological process (GO): actin cytoskeleton organization
Molecular function (GO): actin filament binding
Source: RefSeq, a predicted model, not a curated record